AUGGCGCUGGCUGUUGACGAGGAGGGUGCGACAGAUGGGAUUGGAAGAGCCUAUGCAGAAGAGUUAGCAAGCCGUGGUCUCAAUAUCAUCCUGAUUAGUCGGAACCAAGAGAAGUUGCAGAUGGUUGCUAAAGACAUAGCUGACACCUACAGAGUGGAAACCGAUAUUAUAGUUGCAGACUUCAGCAACGGCCGUGAGAUCUAUGACCCGAUCCGAGAAGCCUUGAAAGACAAAGACAUUGGCAUCCUGGUAAAUAAUGUAGGCGUGUUUUAUCCCUACCCCCAGUAUUUUACUCAGGUCUCCGAGGACAAACUCUGGGACAUCAUAAACGUGAACAUGGCCGCAGCUAGCUUGAUGGUCCACAUGGUAUUACCGGGAAUGGUGGAGAGAAAGAAGGGCGCUGUUGUCACCAUCUCCUCUGGCUCCUGCUGCAAACCAACUCCCCAGCUGGCUGUAUUUUCCGCUUCCAAGGCAUAUUUAGACCACUUCAGCAGGGCACUGCAGUAUGAAUAUGCUUCCAAAGGAAUCUUUGUGCAGAGUCUGAUCCCUUUCUACGUGGCUACCAACAGGACCGCACCUGGCAGCUUUCUGCACAAGUGCUCGUGGUUGGUGCCCUCACCCAAAGUAUACGCGCAUCACGCUGUUUCUACUCUUGGCAUUUCAAAAAGGACCACAGGAUACUGGUCCCAUUCUAUCCAGUUUCUUUUUGCACAGUAUAUGCCUGAGUGGCUCUGGGUGUGGGGAGCAAAUAUUCUCAAUCAUUCUUUACGGAAGGAGGCCUUAUCCUGCAAAGCAUGAAACCGGAUGAUGGUUUGGGAAGUUUUGCCAACUCAUGAACCUGCAGUAUUCUGACAUUUGGAAGAACACAUUUGAUUUAUCUUCUGUACGUUCUCUUAUCACUGGUUAUGUAGCAUACUGCUGACUUAUCAUUUGCAAAGCAAACAUAAUACUUUAAGAGAAUGCUGUGGAAAAACCUCAAGGGCCACAGGAUGGCACAGCGUAAAUAAUGAUGAAGGCACAGAAACGGAUUGAGGAAACCUAAAUUUUGUUGCUUUUUUCUUAAGCUUUUCAAAAGGUGUGUGAUUAUGUUGUUCUGGGAGCUACAGCAGUCUGAUAAUGAAAUAUAAUAUGACUUUUCAGCUCUUACAAUUUCAGAUUGUUUUUUAAGGGAAAUUAUUUCAAUAGAUACAUUAUAAUAUUGGUUUUCAAAUGUUCAUCAGAAACGACUAUUUAAAAGGUUGUAAGAGCACUGGUAUAAUUAACAGUAGAAAUCUGUGUGUAUUAUAUUGUAUAGCUCUAGUUGUUUGGCUAUCUGUCUAUGAAGAUGCUGCUUUUCAAAUGGUACUUCAUUAGAGAACCAUGUAUGUAUGUAUGUUGUGUGCAUCUGGCCACUUUAUUUAUGGGUAAUUUACUUUGAAAAAGAUUUUUGGUCAUGAUGGCUUAAGUGGAACCUUUAUGGGAUGUUAAAAUUCUAGUUUAUUCCUUUUCAUACUGAACAAGCCUACCUAAUUUUGUGCUGUAGGUUUGCCAUGUGUAAUACUGCUUAUUACAUUCUGUUGUUUUGUUUUUUAAUCUGCUGUGGAAUUAAUUCAUUCCGAGAUUUGACAUGUAAUGUUUGACCAUUAGUCAUCUCUUGACUUACAGUUAUUGUGGAUAAGUAGUGAUUUCUCAGCCUAUGACUCUUUUAGUAACUGAAAUUUAGCCCAUGAGAGCUUGUUAUAUCUGUUUUUCAUACACUUUUCUAUGUAAUACUGUUCCGUUACAGUACCAUUAUUGGUGUAAUCAUCAAGUAUUUAUGGAAUAGUAGUUAAAAUAUGAACAAUUAUGUGUGUGAUAUGCCGUAUCUCUUGAAAUAAGUUAGAAGCUCAUUUUUGGUUCAUGUAAUGAAUUUAUGCUUUAGAGUGAAUACUUUUAUUGGUGUGGAGAUAAUUGUGCACAACCCCCCACACUAUGGGCUAGCAGUGAGGCCUACUGCAAAAUGUUCUGAUUCAGGUCCUGUAAGCUCAAACGUUUGGAGGCCCAUAUACCUAGUGCUUUGACAAUUGUAAAUCACUACAUGAGUAUGACAAAAAUAUGCAAAUUAAAAUUUGGGGCUUAAAUAUUGUGACACUGAUGCAGAGACUAGUGAAUUGAUUGAAAUCAGGACUUCUAUGGAAUAGUUUUCUCCUGAGAUGAUACUCCAUUAUGAGUAGUCCUAAGCAUGCAUUUAUGUUACCCACAAUUUUGCCAGUGAUGUUGCCUCAGUAUUUUCAGAUAUUGGACUUAGGAGGUCAGUGGUUAAGUUCAGAAGCGUUUCCACUUAUAGAUCAGGCCUUCAUCACAUAACAGGAAGACCUUCAGAUAUGAAAAUUUGCCGUCAGUACUAUGUAACACUGAAGAUUGUGAAGGAGUUAGCCCGGAAGCCUUCAUUUUGUCAUAUGGGUACAUUCCCUCCCCCAACAAUUAAUUUGUGGUCAUUAAAACUAGAAUAAAACCUGACUUCAUGUAAAAAUACCAUAUUUAUAUCUAAGGUGUUAUGUGGUACAGUAAUGUCUUAUAAUUUAGAUGUUGAAUCGUUAUAAGAUGAGAAUAAGUAAAUGAUGUCAGUGAUGUUUUAAAAUUCCCUAUGUGGGAGAAAUAAUGCUGAUGCAAAGUUAGUGAAAGAUCAAAACAAUGAAUCUUCCUAGGUUUUCUCUUUCAUGAAAUACUUGUCCUUAGAGCUCAUUUGAGAGUGAUUCUGGGGGCACUGUAGACAGGGUUUGUUAUUUGGAAUGUGAGAAGUAAGAACAUUUGAAACAAUCUGAACUGUAAGUUUAAUAGUAAAAGCACUUGCUUCUGCUUCCUUUGAAAGAAGUUUUGCUCCAUGCUUGUAAACUGGUUGUUUGGAAUGAGAGUUACCAUUUUAUCCCAAAGAAACAACAUUAAAAAAUCACAAAAAUUUAAUCUAUGAAACCUGAGGUAGUAAUUUAUUAAAAACUGGUAAUUCAUCAAGAAAAUUACAAUAAAAAAUUAUAUAUAUGAUAGUUGAGUACAAUGGCAGGGUGGUUUGAUCAUUGACUCUGGCAACGUGGAAAUUGCUUGCGUUCUUGCUGUGAGCCAUUUUGUCUCGUGGGGAUGAAAGGAAUGUUGUCCUGGGUUCGAGAGAGUGGGAAGGAAAAAGGAAGACAGCAAGUAGACACAGCUCUUUUGAGCAGUCUUUGUUUUGUUUUGUUCUAAGCCCAGGUACUUGUUACAUUUGUGAACCAGAGGGAUAGGUGGUAUCCUCAGUCUUGACAUUGUGUGCCCUCUGAAACCAAGUCCAGUCUCUCUCUGUCAUCUCAGUUUUGGCUCUGCUGUUACAAUUUAGACAAGUAUUUGGUUUGAAUAAAAAUUUACCUUCCUGUGGAA
Manis javanica (Malayan pangolin) is the source of this 3366-nucleotide messenger RNA. The record is from RefSeq and is a predicted model, not a curated record. Lineage: Eukaryota; Metazoa; Chordata; Mammalia; Pholidota; Manidae.